Molecule: messenger RNA, 462 nt
Organism: Alternaria conjuncta
Lineage: Eukaryota; Fungi; Ascomycota; Dothideomycetes; Pleosporales; Pleosporaceae
Exons: 2
Coding region: 1-462 (153 amino acids)
Source: RefSeq, a predicted model, not a curated record
AUGUCACGGUGGCUCGAAAUAGCCGCGUCAACACUGCGGUUCGAGAUAGCCGCGUCUAUCAUCCUAGUCCUCUUGAUCAUCAUCUUCAUCCCCCACCACGUCGAACUCAAUCGACUCCUCUUACUAUUCCUACCCGCCAUCGCCGUGUUUACCGCCAUCGAGCUUUACACAAACGACCAAGCCCUCCUCGCUUACAGCCACGACCUCCAGACAUGCAACCACGCCCUUAACAAGACCCUGCAGGGAGGGGUAGUACAAGCGCACAGACACAAUCAUCACAUGGCUGCCGUGAGAGCUAAUCUGCGUGAAUGCUUGGAAGAGAGAGAUGUGCUAAGACGCAACGAGAAGGAGUGCUAUGCGCGUGACAAGGUGGACGAGGAAAGCGUGCAGUGGAUAGAGAAGAUGAUAAGGGAAGACGUUUGUGCGAUUGGAACGGAGGGGAAGGAGGAGAAGGAAAAGUAA